Molecule: messenger RNA, 1410 nt
Organism: Colletotrichum scovillei
Lineage: Eukaryota; Fungi; Ascomycota; Sordariomycetes; Glomerellales; Glomerellaceae
Product: uracil phosphoribosyltransferase
Exons: 3
Coding region: 1-1410 (469 amino acids)
Biological process (GO): dephosphorylation; L-serine biosynthetic process
Cellular component (GO): cytoplasm
Molecular function (GO): magnesium ion binding
Source: RefSeq, a predicted model, not a curated record
AUGCUGCGCAAUAUUGAGACAACAGAAGAAGAGAACUUUCGUCGUGUAAGAAGCGAGACUGAUCGAUUGCUUCUUUCGGGCCCAGACCGCGAUCAGUUGGAUACAGUGUUGGUGUUGGACGCGGAUCGAACGCUGUGCGCAGCGGACACGGGCUCGAUGUUCUGGGAGAGGCUCAAGGCAACUUCGCAGAGGCGAUAUCCUGACUGUGUGUGGGAUGGUCCGGAGAACUUUGGAUCGCAUUGGCUCUGGGACGACCUCAUAUGUCCCCUGAAGAGACUAUUCAGCGAAAACAACGACUACUCCCUUGCUACCUUUCACCGGGCCAUGUCUUUGUAUGAGUACGUCGAAAGCGCCUUUGACGAAGUAUGCGAGGAAGUCGCCGCUGCUGUCUCGCUAUACCCGGAGUUCAUGGCCCUGAUUCAUGCCGUCAAGUGCCAUCGCGGCAGAGAGGGCCUCGAUGAUGACGUUAAGAUCAUCGGUGGGGGUCGCUUUGCUGAUGAUUACGUUGUUACUCCUGAGGUAAAGGCCGUUGUUGUCUCUCAUCUGCAAAGUAAAGGGGUGUUUGUCUGGGCUUUCGGAGACAGUCCGGUGGACUUGCCCAUGCUCAAGAGGGCCGACCAAGCCAUCGUCGUCGUCGGCGAGGAGCGUUUUAGAAGCAAGACUAUGGACGCUGAGUUGACCAAGGCUAUUACUGGCGACAAGAACUUCCGUCCAAGACAGGCUUUGGUCCCGAGUCAUUCUUCACCACGCCUCGAUCCAGAGCAUUUACCGAUUGUCGACAUCUCUGGCCAAGCUUUCGUGGAAUCUCUCCUACAUCGCUACGCCAACCUACUAGUUCUACAUGCCACGAACAAGAGUGCAGCCAAACUUCUCAUGACUGCGACACGCGACGCGUCUGUGGCCGGUCCUGGUCUCAGAGCGGCCCAUGGACAAGUUGGGCGGUACCUCGCCACCGAGUUUCUGACGGAGCUGCUCGGCCUAGAGACAUAUCCUAUACCUCAUGUUCAGGGCUACAAUACUGAUGGUCAUCGACUCGUCGACGAGAGCCGAACUGCCAUCGUUGCUCUCAUGCGCGGUGGUGAACCCAUGGCUCUUGGUGUCAGCGAGGUGUUCCCCAAUGCCAUCUUCAUCCACGCCAACCUGAACACGCUGCUUUUGGUUGACUCGGUGGUGAAUAGCGGCAAGUCAAUCAAGGGGUUUGUUGACCGUGUUCGGAGGUUGAAGCUGGAGAUUCGCAUCGUCAUUGUGGCCGGUGUUGUUCAGGCCAAGGCCAUCUCGGAUGUCCUGGAGCCCCUUGCCUGUAAAGGAGACCUCAGUCUCGUCACACUUCGGUUGUCGGACAACAAGUUCCCUGGGAUCGGAGGCACGGACACUGGCAACCGGCCAUUCAACACUACACAUUUAAAUUGA